This is a messenger RNA of Linum tenue, 345 nucleotides long. NCBI's taxonomy places the organism in Eukaryota, Viridiplantae, Streptophyta, Magnoliopsida, Malpighiales, Linaceae. The record is from the annotation of a GenBank genome assembly.
AUGUGUCUUCGACUGUUAGGACGGGCUCCUACUAAUCUUGGCGACGGUGUCAUUAGGAUUUCUUGGCUCAGGGAAACUUUCGAUCAACUACCGCCAUCGGCAUCACCAGAUACUACAGAGCAGUUUGCACGAGCUUAUGCUCUGUCUCUGUUGGGAGGUGUUUUGUUCCCCGAUCGCUCUGGAGGUUCAAUUCAUCUGCAGUACCUACUCUUGGUGGAGGAUUGGCGUAGAGCGGGGAGGUUUGCCUGGGGAGCAGCUGUUCUAUCCCACAUGUACCGUGAAAUGGGUAGGUCGACACUGCAUAUGACGCAAUCCUCUUCACUAGGUGGUGACCUUGGUGGAUAG